This is a messenger RNA of Anoplopoma fimbria (sablefish), 2535 nucleotides long. It is a transcript of the gene tmem106ba, whose product is annotated as transmembrane protein 106Ba. The transcript is spliced from 8 exons. NCBI's taxonomy places the organism in Eukaryota, Metazoa, Chordata, Actinopteri, Perciformes, Anoplopomatidae. The coding region runs from base 7 to 927 and encodes 306 amino acids. The record is from RefSeq and is a predicted model, not a curated record.
CGUCCAAUGGGGAGAGGAGGGAGGAGUCUCCGGCCUCGGCUCCGUCAUUCUCCACUGGUGCGUCGAGCCACAACAAACAGACUGCGAGGAAACACAAGUAUAAAAACAAGCAGAAGACACACACAGGGACAGACGGCUGCAGCUAUGGGCAAGUUGCACUCUCACUUGGCCAACCCCAAAGACGAGAGUCAGGACGCGCUGACGGCCUCCGGGGAGUACAAAGACGGCGAGGAGGACGGGAAGAACGGAGACGUGUCCCAGUUCCCCUACGUGGAGUUCACCGGACGGGACAGCGUCACCUGCCCCACAUGCCAGGGCACCGGCAGAAUACCACGAGGUCAAGAGAAUCAGCUCGUGGCUCUGAUUCCAUACAGCGACCAAAGGCUCAGGCCGAGCAGGACAAAGCUGUAUGUCACGAUAUCCGUGGCCCUCUGCCUGCUGCUGUCUGGCCUGGCCGUGUUCUUCCUGUUCCCUCGCUCUAUCGAUGUCUCCUACGUGGGAGUGAAGUCUGCCUACGUCUCCUACGACCUGGACAAGAGAAUCGUCUAUCUCAACAUCACGAGCACUCUGAACAUCACCAAUAACAACUACUACACCGUAUCUGUGACCAACAUCACGGCCCAGGUGCAGUUCUCCAAGACGGUGAUAGGCAAGGCCAAGUUCAACAACAGCUCAGUGAUCAUACCGCUGGAUGAACGGCAGAUUGACUACACUGUUCCCACCACCAUUGCUGAUGAGAUGAGCUAUAUGUUUGACUACUGCACCUUGCCAACCAUUAAAGUUCACAACAUAGUGGUGAUGAUGCAGGUGACGGUGACCACGUCAUACUUCGGCCACGCGGAGCAGGUCUCCCAGGAGAUGUACCAGUAUGUGGACUGCGGGGGGAACACCACCUCCUUGCAUGGGCGUGUGCAGGUCUACCAGUAAGAGGAGGCAGAAGAGUCGAGGCAUCAAACACUGCUGUGGCUGAAGUUCUCGCUGAGGGAAAACUGGGCCGACUUCCACGGAGGGAAUCUCUGCUCGGUAACAAUGGAACGACGGGAGGGACAUAACUUUUCUUUAACUAGUCAGUGGCUCAUUCAUUCUUAAAAAUCCCAAACCACUUUCUUCCAUUCAUGUGAGGAGAUAUGUUUGGUUGGUUACUUGUCAAACGGGCUGGUCGAAGCAGAAAGAAUUUAGCAGGAUUUGCCUCGAGGUUUGUUGUAAUUUUUCACCCUGGUGCCAACUAAACAGACACGUCACUUGUUAACAGCAGCAGCUUCAGAUAUGAUGCACUUUAACAUGAUCAAUAAAUCCAGAUAUUAAUAAGACUCUAUACCACUUUGAAUGAGAGUAAAAAAAACAAACCCUGAGCUGUUCCCACCUCUUCCUGCGCUUUCCUUACUCUUUUUAUUGUGUUUCAUCAAAAUAUGAUUCUUGAUAUUAGUGCAAUAUAGAUGAUGUCAUUAGAUUUUUCGGCUUAUUUUUAUUUUUACUUUGAGUACAGGUAGUUUAUAUUUAGCUAGCUGUUAUUCACCGGAGUGAUUCAAAGGCAAAUGUGACUACUAUGAUGACUGCAGCUUGUUACGAGGAGGUUACAAAAUAAAGGUUUUUUUAAAAGGGAACUGUGGGAGCGUUACAGGGUUUGUGUAAGAUACAGAAAUGUGUAAAUGUGUACGUUCUAGCUUGCUUCAGAACAUGUUGUAUAAAGAAUCAUUUCUGGAGCUUUCUUCCCUUUUAAUAAGGUCAUUCUAUUUUUUUGUGUGCUAUGGUUUCUUUUGCAAUAAUGUGUUUGCUAUUUUACCCCAAUCUGCAUCUAUAACUUGUGUCAUGAGUUUAUUGGUAUUUUUGGGUUUUGAAAUAACUACGACUUCCUUUUGUGACAUGAUUUCAUUUUGUUUUGGCAUUUUCAAACAGAUCACUUAAUGUACUGAGCGACUUUUGUCUGACAGAAGAUGCCCGAAAAACACUUAAAUGUCCAAAAUAUGAAUUAUUUCCAAGUUUUCUGAUUUUGGUUCAGUUGUGAUCGCACAGGUUCAAUAUUACGCUGGAACAUUAUGUGCGUUUCUUUAUGACCGUUGAUACAAUUUCUACAUUCAUCAUAAGAAAUCCUAGAUCCAACCCUUAUUGAUAUUUGAUGAUGACGGACAGUGUAGAUCUGAAUACUUUUCUGUUACUGUUAUGCCUAAUGUAUAGCUCUGCUGAAAAGCUGAGCCGAGCUUCUGCAGAGAUGGUUUGAGCUGCAGAAACGAACCUCGCACACUCUGAAUAAUGUGACUACGAGCCAGGCAUCAUGACGCCGCAGAGGUUUGAUCGGUCAUAAGAGCCAUGGAAUUGUAUUUGUGACAAAGUUGUAUGGAACUAUUGAAACAAGCACAUAAAAUAAAUCAUAGACCGCCUAAAAAUGUAUUUAGAAAACCACGUGUUCAAUCCAAAAUAUUCAACAAUAAAAAAUGAAAGUCGCAUAAGAAAUACAUAUCAUCAGACAUAUCAUUGUUACCUCUACACAGUGGUUUUCUGUUUUUCAUGCAUGAAGCUGAAAAUAAAAUCAUGUCU